This is a messenger RNA of Carassius carassius (crucian carp), 857 nucleotides long. RefSeq names its product protein ADM2-like. Bases 39 to 485 code for a protein of 148 amino acids. NCBI's taxonomy places the organism in Eukaryota, Metazoa, Chordata, Actinopteri, Cypriniformes, Cyprinidae. Gene Ontology annotation, biological process: positive regulation of heart rate; regulation of systemic arterial blood pressure; adenylate cyclase-activating G protein-coupled receptor signaling pathway. Gene Ontology annotation, molecular function: hormone activity. The transcript is spliced from 2 exons. Gene Ontology annotation, cellular component: extracellular region. The record is from RefSeq and is a predicted model, not a curated record.
UCAUUCUCUGGGACUGUAGGGGAGAACCAGCUGCUGGCAUGAAAUCUCUGCUGCUCGUGUGUGUGUUUCUUCUGCCUCUGCAAACACUGGCGCUGCCGAUGCGCAACAGAUCGAGUUUUUCCAGCAAACCCGGGAAGCUUUCAGAAACACAGGGUGGUAUCUUCAUGGAAACCAUCACCAUUCCUUCAAUAGCUUCGAGUGUCGGGGCAAGAGAGCGCCGUGCGGUCUGGAGGGCCCUCCUGCAUAAAAGACCCCCGUUGAAACAGACCAACACAGCAGCCAAUCAAAACAGGGAACAUUUCCGGGAAUAUUGGCAAGACCUCAGAGGAUCACGCAGUCAUCCACAGGGUCAGCUGAUGCGUGUGGGAUGCGUCCUCGGCACAUGCCAGGUACAAAACCUCAGCCACCGUCUCUACCAGCUGAACAGCCCAAACGGACGGCAAGAUGCACCAAUCAAUCCCAGAAGUCCACAUAGUUAUGGAUAAGACUAUGACCACACAGCAAAAACCUAUCCAGAAAUAUGACAACAGAAGAGCGCCGACACCAGCGGGGAACAAACUCAACAAAUGGUGUAAUCAAUUGACAGGUGUCCUGUCAUGAGAAAUCAUAUUCUCUUGAUCGUUUGAAAUAAGAGUUCAAUGUGCUUACUGUAACUUGAAGAACUCUAAACUUGCCCUAAACAAGCAUCUGUUAAAGCAACUCCUUACAAACUUCUGCAACUCUGACGUCAUCUAACAUUAACACACAGUAUGAUUGCCAAGAUUAACAUGCAAGCUUCUAUUUCAGUGUUCAGAAACUUAGCCUGGCCUGGUUUUUGCAAGAAAUUGAUUAGUAUUUAUAUUGCAAUUUUCACCGCA